Molecule: messenger RNA, 3080 nt
Organism: Malaya genurostris
Lineage: Eukaryota; Metazoa; Arthropoda; Insecta; Diptera; Culicidae
Gene: fray
Product: serine/threonine-protein kinase OSR1
Exons: 3
Coding region: 677-2257 (526 amino acids)
Biological process (GO): protein phosphorylation
Molecular function (GO): protein serine/threonine kinase activator activity; protein serine/threonine kinase activity; ATP binding
Source: RefSeq, a predicted model, not a curated record
GCUUUGACUGACACCGCACGGGAACGAAAAAAUAACAAAACGUCGUCAAGCAGCAGUGAGUAGGAAAAAAACAAGAAAAACACGAAUCAUCGUCAUUAUUCAGUGCCACGAAAAGCUGAGAAAAUUGUGUGCUCUCGCAAACAUCGAACUUUUUCUGCGGUUCGAAGAAACUACCAAUCGCUAUGAAAUUUUCGUACCAAUAGUUUUGCAUCGGUCGCGAAAAGUCUGGAAAAAUUCGGACUACGUGUUGAACGGGUUGUGAUUUGGUGAAAAAUAGUGGUUCACGUUGCUAAACACUGUGAAAAUCCAGAUAUUUUAAUCUAAUCCACGUUCGGAACGGUAUCGAUUUCGCCAGAAGUGCUUCACCCAUAAACCUGAUUUGAAGGAUUAGAAACCGUCCGGUGCCCGUCACAAGCCAAAAGUGGAACGGAAUUAGUGCAUUGUUUUACACUCAUUUGUCUCGACACUUCAAUUUUAAGCAACGUCGUCGUCGUUGCAGCCGUUAUCGUCAUCAGCAGUAGUGACACUGCCUCGACGCUUGCGCACUCACGGAGAAGGCGGACUCACUCCUCAGCUUAGCUUAGUUCGGUUCAGUCGACCGUCGCGAUCGCACCCAGACGGACGUGUGGUCUGUGUUUAGUAGUUUGCAAAGUCUAGCCUUUAGCCUUUGGCCGAAAUGGCUGCCAACAACAGUGGAACGGUUUCGAUGUCGGCAUCGACUGCUAGUCUGGCGCCGGCACCGGCACCACCCACCAAUACACCCUGGCCCAAUAGCAAGGAUGACUACGAGCUGCGGGAGGUGAUAGGGGUGGGUGCCACAGCCGUAGUUCACGGUGCCUUUUGUCUGCCGCGUAGCGAAAAAUGUGCCAUCAAACGGAUCAAUCUGGAGAAAUGGAAUACAUCGAUGGACGAGCUGCUGAAGGAAAUCCAGGCGAUGAGCAGCUGCAACCACGAGAAUGUGGUCACGUACCACACCAGUUUCGUGGUAAAGGAGGAACUGUGGCUUGUGUUGCGACUCCUGGAAGGUGGCAGUUUGCUGGACAUCAUUAAGCAUCGGAUGAAGUCCGUCAACUGUAAGCAUGGGGUUUUCGACGAAUCCACGAUCGCCACCGUGCUGAAGGAGGUACUGAAAGGAUUGGAAUAUUUUCAUAGCAAUGGCCAAAUUCAUCGUGAUAUCAAAGCAGGUAACAUUUUGCUAGGAGACGAUGGAACAGUACAGAUCGCGGAUUUCGGUGUCAGUGCGUGGCUGGCAACCGGACGAGAUUUGUCACGGCAAAAGGUUCGACAUACGUUCGUAGGCACACCGUGUUGGAUGGCCCCGGAAGUUAUGGAACAAGAUCAUGGCUAUGACUUCAAAGCUGACAUCUGGUCAUUCGGCAUUACGGCGAUAGAGAUGGCCACCGGUACCGCUCCCUACCACAAGUAUCCACCGAUGAAGGUGCUGAUGUUGACUCUCCAGAACGAUCCGCCUUCGAUCGAUACCGGUGCGGAUGAAAAAGAUCAGUACAAAGCCUACGGGAAAACGUUCCGCAAGAUGAUUGUCGAGUGUCUCCAGAAGGAACCAUCGAAACGUCCCACAGCCAGUGAACUGCUGAAGCAUGCCUUUUUUAAAAAAGCGAAAGACCGAAAAUACCUUACCCAAACCCUACUGGCGACCGGUCCGUCGAUGGCUACUCGGGUACAUAAAGCUGCCAAGCGACAACCGGGUGCUUCCGGACGGUUACAUCGAACCGUCACCGGUGAAUGGGUGUGGUCAUCCGAAGAGGAAGACAAUGGUAAGCAAUCUUCCGACUCGGACUCCGAGGAACGACCGAUGAACCGUCUCGACCGAAUGGAUUCAUCUGCAUCGGAAACGGAAGAAACAUCCGAGCAUUCCGAAGCAACGGUAACAGCACCGACUGGAUCGGAACGUACCACUACAGACGUUACCAACACCCUCGCCGGUCUCAGCAUGGACGAUCUACCGCCAAUCAAUCUAGUACUACGGAUGCGUAACGCCAACCGUGAGCUGAACGACAUCCGAUUUGAGUUCGCCGUCGGUAAGGACUCGGCGGAAGGGAUCGCCUCGGAACUAGUUGGAGCCGGGCUUGUCGAUGGUCGCGAUAUCGUCGUUAUGGCAGCCAACUUGCAGAAACUGAUCGACAAUCGAAGCACAUUGAAAACGGUCACGUUUCAAUUGAACUCCGGUUACGGAUCCAGUGAGCAACCGGACGAGAAAUCGCUUAUCGGUUUCGCCCAGAUUUCCAUCACGGACUAACUUAAGUGACUGUGUGUUUGUUUGUUCGGGUGCAUGUGAGUGGCAGUGAAAGUGCAGUUGUCCGCUUGCUGUGCGUGUGAAUGCGCUGGUGCGUUCGUGAAAGCCAACAAAAGAAAACAUUCUAUUGGAAGAUUUUCCUUGUGUUUCGAUUUCUUACAUAGUUUUAAAACGAAAAAAACAAUAAACAAUAGCAAGUUAUUUAGGAUUUAGUGAUACCUAUAUAUAUAUAUAAAUAUUAGCGAUGAGAAAAGUUAAACGGCAUCAAAAUAUAUCGCUUCGCUAACUCUAGUACUACGUUCGCCACCAGACGGAUAGAUUCGAAAUAGACACCGAGGAGAGUGCUUUGACCGCUUUUCCCUGUAACGACAGCUGGCAGAAUGUCAGGGGUCACCCGCAUCGCAUGCAGGCGCCAAAAUUUUUUAGUGAUACAGCACUAGCAGUAGCAGCCUUUCGAAAGCAACCUUUGAAAGUUAUGAGAAAAAAAAAAUGAACGAGAAAACAUUCAAACCUGAUCAAAACUAGUAUGUUUUACUUAGACGACCAGCAGAGCAGAGAAGAUAAUUUAUAUUUUAUCAGCGUUUAACUUUUACUAGAGUGAAGCAUAGGCAACAAAGUUGUACCUUAGAUAAUAUAAACAAGGAUACCAACAGCGAGAACGGAGGGAAAUCCCUCCUAGUAGUAACUGUUUUGAGCGAUAGAUAUCGCCUGACCUCUCUUCUCGUUUUUGAAAACAUUAGAAAUCAAUAUAAUAAACUAUGCAGCUGAGAGGUACAUAUAAAUUGAAACAGCAACAAAUUAAUAAAGCAACAUCCACAAUGAUAAA